CCUGCAGCCGCCAUUUUGCUGUGGUCUAAACAGCACGUCUGCGGCAGUCAACGAACCGGGCCGGGGUCUUUCCAACAUUACACAAGUUUCUAAAAAAUUUUUUUUUAAUCUUUAACGGGUAAUUAAGAUCGCAUACCUUGUCUACAUAAUACCUUCGGUUGUUGCAUUGUAGUGUUCAAAUAUAUAGGCGAAUACCACGACAAUUGCGACACAAAAAAGCCGUCUUAACAAAUAGCUAGCUAGCUAAUGUAAGGUCGCGAUAUAUUAGCUAGUUGUUGAGGUAGGCCUCUUCUAUGUAGCACGAGCUAAAAAUACUUCUAGACUAACGGUAGAUUAGCACAAUAUGUCUAAUAUGGCUAACAAUUAGUCAGGCUACACGCUAUUGUUUUUAUAUUUUCUAAGUCUAAUAUUUGCCGAUCUUUCCGUCACUGUUGGGAAUCGCUCGUAGUUUUUUUCCAGCUAACUUUGGGCUAUUUUUGUUAUUCAACAGUAAGUAUCUGAUUUUUUUUUUUUUUUAAACCUGUCUUUGGUUUUAACCUUUGACCAUAUAUACUUUAAACCAAUACUAAAGGUGACUUGUAACAUAUAUUUGCCGAUUCUUGUUAACGUUAGCUAGCUGUCUCAGAUAUUUUAGCCCGUAGCUAACUGAUUAGCUAACGACUUCUGUGGUUGUGGCUCCAGGGGAAGUAUUUUUUAUUUGUAAUGCUAGUGAAUCAUUUUGUGAAUCCUUAAUUACAUCCCAGUGUAAGUGAUAUUUUGCCUCUGUAGAGUGUAUUCUCCUGUUCCUUAAGAUGGAAGCCAGAGCUGUUCGUCAAGCUGAUCAUGAGUGUCAAACUAAGGACUCCAUGUCUUGGGAAAAUAAACACCCCAAGUCUGUACUCCAGAAAGUCAUUAAUUUGGAUACUUGAAAUGUAUAAACAUUGGCAGAUGAUGCCAAUGUUUGUGUUGACAAAAGUGAUAAUGUAGUGACACUGAGUCCGUCCACUGUACUGGACCUCUGUUAUAACCAAAUUCCAGUUUGCUCUGGAGACAUUGUUGAGCGCAUAUCUGUCUCACUGUACUGUACCUGUGUGGAAAUGUCCAAAUUGUCUCCUUUGUAUUUGUGCACACCUUUCUGUCUCUUAAUAACACCUUUUUCAGUUCCCUGGGGAGUGUUUUUGAUUGAUUUGUAGGUUUAAAACCAUCAUCUUGGCCCUUUGUGGGAGUCCCUGGAAAUGGAUAGCUUGCCCCCAUGAGAAUACAUUGGCAGAAGAUGUAUUUUUUUUCUUCUCUUCAGCAAUGGCUGAAAAUCUCUAGAGGCUUGAAUAUCCUGUUCAUUUUUUUCUACUGCCAUCACGCAAAUGUCACCAAGCGUGCAAAAUUUCACCGAGUCCAAGAAGAAGCUGAGGAUUGUUUUCCCACCGUCCAGCCAUCCCCUUUUUGCCACAUCAAUAUAAGCAUUUUUGGAUCUAUUUUUCUUUCUUUCAUUAGUUAUACCAAUUAAUAAAAAAAGAAUUAAAAAAAAAAAAAAUCCCCAAAGGACUCUCUUGCAUCCACCAUCAGUAAUGUUUAGCAGUCUGGCGGAGAUGUCUCAGAGUCUCUGAAAAGGCAUGUCGUAGGAAGACAAGUGUCUCUGGGCGACCCACCCCCCUUUUCCUCUUAUCUCACGGAUCAAGUGUUCCUUCAGGACUCUAUACCACCGCGGAGACACCCUACCAGCAGUGCGCUCAAGAGGGAGACAACUUCUCAGCCACCUCAGAGAACCAGCUGCUGGGUUUAAAGGUCCUAACCGCAACCUCCGCCACUCAAGACGCAUACCAGCAUUACUAUGACCAACCAUGGAGAUGACUGCUACUUCUUCUACUAUUCCACUUGCACUAAAGGAGACAGCUGCCCUUUCAGACACUGUGAGGCGGCUAUGGGCAGUGAGAUCGUCUGCAACCUCUGGCAGGAGGGACGCUGCUUCCGUGCCCUCUGCAAGUUUCGCCACAUGGAGAUAACAAAAAACCGAAAGGAGAUAUCUUGUUAUUGGGAGAACCAGGCAGCCGGCUGCCAAAAGCCACACUGCGCCUUCUUCCAUGAAAAGCCCCGCUACAUCGAUGGCAUCUUUGUCCCACCUGAUAAAAGUCUAAGCAAAAAAGAAGAACAGCCCCAUGAGGAGCCGUCCCCCCCGCCACCUGCCCCCCUCCCCGCCGCAGCCAAUCCCCAGCUCAGAGGAAUCAUCAAGACAGAGAACCAGGAGCCAGUACCGAGCCCCACACACCCACCAGUGGUGAUCAAUCCAGCAGAUGAUGAUGAGGAUGAAGAUGACCAGUACUCAGAGGAGGGAGAAGAUGGAAAGGUUGGCUCUUCUCCUAGAAAACUAGCCAAAUCAGGUGAGUCACUGAACUUCGGAGUGAGCACCCUGGAGGAGAUCCGGCUGAGGAAGGCCCUGAAGGCCAGCAUGAAGAGAUCUGGUUACCCAAUCCAGAGUGCUGAUACUUCAGCCAAUGGAGAGAAAGAAAACAUCCAGUCAUUCUUUCGACCACCCCUCUACGGAGAGGGAGAUGGCCCGCUUGUCUUUGAAGAACCUGGGAGACCACGAGGCAGCGUGGUUGAAAGGCUCGGAAGGAAGAUGCCCAACACAGAUGUGAACAUUGUAAAAGGUGUCCCACUGAGAAGGAGUCUGGCUGGGCGUCUGGGCCGAGUUGUCGAUGAGGAAGAGACAAUAAUGCCCCCCCAGAAAGCUUUCAAACCAAUUAAGGAAAGACUUGGACUGCCUCGGUCUGUUGCCCCCGCUGAACCAGCUGUGGCUAAAGUUGAGGUAAAAGGAGCUCCUGAGCAGAUUCGCAUCAAAACCCUGGAGGAGAUCAGACAGGAGAAGGCAGCAAAGUCUCAGAGCCAGAAAGAUGAAUCUUCAGCUGUGGCUUCAGAAGUCAACACCGCCAAAACGACCAAGGGUGUCAAGCGAGCCAUCAGCAUCAAAGACAAGUCCAUUAGCCACGUCAAAAUGUUCUCGGAGGUCCUCGGUGCCAAGAAGAAAAGGCAGGAGGAACCGGAACACAACACCAGCCCCAAGAAACCCAAGCACACUAUGGAGAAAGCUCCAGGCAAGAGCCUGGCAGAGUCUGACCCAGCGGGUCCUGAUCCUGAGGCUACAAACGUCGGGGGGAUUAAAGUAAAGACCCUGGAGGAGAUCCGCAGGGAGAAGGCAGCAAAGAUUCUGGCUCAGUCGGCCCCGGAGGGCAAAGACAAGAAGGGUUCUGAUACGGAGGUGAACGACGUUAAGAAGCCUCGCCUGCUGCGCAUCUCGAAACUGGCUCCCCAAAGCAGCGUCACAACAACGAAGAGUGCUGAAAUGCAAGAAAAGCCACUGAAAACUCCUACUGCUGCUCCUGAGCCCAGUGCUGCCACCAGUAACAAUGUCAAGGUGAAGACCUUUGAGGAGAUCAUGCAGGAGAAGCGUCUUCGCAAGCAGGAGAUGGAGGAGCAGGCCAAAGCCUCGGCUGAAACGGAGCCUUCUCCGAAACCGGCCGAUGAAGUAACCCUGAAGAGGAAGGUUCCUGCUAGAGUCAGCUUUACAUGCCCAGGCUCCUCAUCACCUUCCUCCACCCCUCUGGCCCCUGACUCUACCCCUUCCACCCAAAAACAGAUCCCCCUUAAAUUCAAGGCUGCUUCCCCUGUAAACGGCACUGCUUCUGGUACAAGAGGUGCUGCUGUUCCAGCUGCAAGCUCUUCUCGACUGGAGGCUGAGCCCAUGUCCGACUCCCCGAGCCCCAGCGGCUCGGGGGAGGUCCCAGACAAAAACACAAAGAGUUCCACUGCAGCCAAGCAGGCCAGAGCAGCUCCUCGGGGUCCUGCUGCAGGGGCCCGUAAUUCUGAAAAAGCAUUGAUCAAUAAUCAGAAGAAAUCCCCAGAACACACUGCAGACCCCAAAGUGAGGCCCAAGCUGAACGUGAAGCCGUCUGUGGUGAAGCCAGCGGUGCAGGUGAAGCCAGGCCAGAAGAGGAGGGGAGCAGAGCGAUCAGCUGUUGCUGCUGUUAAACCUCUGAACAGCGCCUCCACAGUGCUAAAGGAACCACAGCAGGAGACGCCCUGCAGAGACAGACAGGAGUCCCCGGCCUCCAAGGCAGAGGCUCAGCUGAGCUCUGCUGUUCCCCAAAGUCCGAGCACGCUGUUGGACUCCUCCGGCUCCAGCCCACCAGGAGAGGAGCUCCAGACUGUCCCUGUCUUCAAGCGGAGCAAAGAAACCAAGCCGACUGUCAACGUUGCUGCUGCCAGAGAGGCCUGCACUGUCCCCCAAAGCCCAGUCCCGAAGACUCCCACUCAGCCCAAGUCCCGGAGACUAAGCGCAGCCGCGUCACGCACCAUCUCCACCUCCAGUGCUGCUGGCUCGUCCUCCUCUGCCGUGGACGACUUCGAGGAGCUGAUCAACCAGUUCACCGACGACCAUCUGGAGGGAGACGUGGACCCUGGCAUGGAAGAGGACGACCUGCUGCAGGAACUGUCAAAAAUGAUUGGCAGCUGAGGGCUCCGUCCAGCACAAUCAGCACCCCGCCCCCAAACAACCUUGUCGAGGAAACACCGUCAGCCACUAGCUACCAUGGAACGUUUUAAAGAUAUUAUUUUCUUAAAAAGGUUCAACUUAUUUAAGCUUUUGAGUCAUGUUUGUUUUUCUUUACAUGUUAGACAUCCUGCUACUUGUUCAUUUCCUUCACAUGUGAUCAUCUGCUCACCCCAAGGGUUAUUCUGCAGGGCUUAUUUUUCAAUUUUAUUAUGUAUGUUCAUGAUCAUUCGGGUCAUGAAAAGAGAAAAUGUAAAAAGCUUUUGGUGCUGUGAGAUGUUAAGAACAUUAUCAUUUUGUCAAGAAUCCUAGAAGACAUUAAAUCUUGGGAAGGAUGAAUGAGUCAUUUUAGAAGAAGGUCCUAUCUGUGUACUGUGUAUGCAAAGGGAAGUAUAGAAAUAAUUAAUUCUGCUGCACUUGCAGUAGCCUGCCCCCAACUACUUGUGUUUUUGUUUUUAUGUCUGUGAGUGGACAAAGACUGCUGUUGCCCGGCUAGUUCCCAGAUUAUAGAUCAUGACAUUUAAAUCUAUCAUUUUUAAUUUAACAAGGUUCCUGUCAACAAAGCUCAGGUCAGAGCCUGAGAGGAAGUUACUAUCAAGCUAAUCAGCCAUGUUAUUGUCGGGAUCGUAUUAGCCAUCAAGGGUAUGUAGUUUAUAGAUUUUCCGCUCAGUGCACCUUCUACCAGUGGCUGUUCCUUAGUGUUUUUAUAAUGCUUGGCAGGAAAUGUUUUUUUUUUUUUUUAACCAGUUCUUUUAUUCAGUGGGCAUACUUUGAAACAACUAGUCUGGAAUAAACGUGCAAGUGCUCUCUGGGCUUUGUUAAUGAACACCUCAGGGACUGUUUUCAUGUUCCUGAUAUGAUUGACAAACACUGUAUUUGAAUUCAGCAAUGCUGUCUUUAGUUGUCUUGUUCUCUUUGGUGUUAGCAUUGGUUUAUCCAUGUGGUCUGAGAAAAGAUCAACUUGUUUUUUGGUCUUAACAUGUGUUUGCUCUGUCCUGACCCUUUUCCACAAGCUUGCUAUUCAAAGGGACUUGUACAUAUUACUGUGUAAAUAAAAGUGCUUUUAAUGAC
Messenger RNA from Etheostoma spectabile (orangethroat darter), 5593 nucleotides. It is a transcript of the gene zc3h11a, whose product is annotated as zinc finger CCCH-type containing 11A. NCBI's taxonomy places the organism in Eukaryota, Metazoa, Chordata, Actinopteri, Perciformes, Percidae. Bases 1808 to 4486 code for a protein of 892 amino acids. Gene Ontology annotation, biological process: poly(A)+ mRNA export from nucleus. Gene Ontology annotation, molecular function: metal ion binding. The record is from RefSeq and is a predicted model, not a curated record. The transcript has 16 exons.